Thecamonas trahens ATCC 50062 is the source of this 1326-nucleotide messenger RNA. Its product is annotated as enriched membrane-associated protein tyrosine phosphatase (BEM)-2. Gene Ontology annotation, molecular function: protein tyrosine phosphatase activity. Gene Ontology annotation, biological process: protein dephosphorylation. NCBI's taxonomy places the organism in Eukaryota, Apusomonadida, Apusomonadidae. The transcript has 2 exons. The coding region runs from base 1 to 1284 and encodes 427 amino acids. The record is from RefSeq and is a predicted model, not a curated record.
AUGCUUGGAUUGCUGGAACUGGCGGGACUGGUGGAGGCUGCUGGCUCAGAGGCACUGCUCUGGCAGCGGCUGCACUUUGUCCGCGCACAGUUUGCCAAGUACAAGAAGCACAUGACGGCACAUGGGAGUGGCAUCGGAUUUAUCAAGGAGUACGAACACUUGGCCAAGCUGGAGCGGAAGGAGAAGCGGCCUCUGGUCAAGCUAACCAAGCCCAUUCUGUUCAAGAAUAGAUAUCUGGACAUCAUUCCAGUGGAAAUGACCAACGUCAAGCUCGGACUGCCCGGCCUUCCCAUUCCCUCGCCGGCGCACAUGGCGAUGACUCCGCCACCAGGUUCGGACUUUCCGCAAACCUCGCUGGCCGAGCUGGAGGCCAUGCAAGCUGAGGCGUACAUCAAUGCCAACUAUGUCGAGCUGUGGACCGAGCUGACGUACGUGGCGGCGCAGGGCCCACUGCCCAACACCGUGCUCGACUUUUGGAAGAUGGUAUGGCAGCAAGACUCAGCCAUGAUUGUCAUGCUCACCAAUCUCAUCGAGCGCGGCAUCGAAAAGUGCCAUCGGUACUGGCCGUCAUCCUCCAACGACCGCUCGGGCUCGCUCGCCCUCCCCGCCCGCGACAACGACGAAGAGGCGGCGCUGUAUGCCGUCGACGUCGGCCCGUUUGUGGUUGAGCUCCUCUCGCAAGAAGCCUCCCAAGACUACACCCUCCGCCGACUGCGCAUGACGCACAUCGAGUCGGGCGUGGUCAAGCCGGUCCUCCAGGCCCAUUACACCGCCUGGCCCGACCAGGGCAUCCCUGACCCGGAGCCGUUUGCUCGGUUCUGCAACGUCAUCGACUCGAAGCUUGCGGCGCUCAAACCUGCGCCUCUUAUUGUCCACUGCUCGGCUGGCGUGGGGCGCACAGGCGUUUUUGUUGCCUGCCACAACAUCCUGCAGCACAUGCGCAACUACCUUAUCUCAGGCUCGUCCAAGAUGGCCUUCCUCUUUGACGUCAUGGGCACUGUCCGCCGCAUGCGGCAGCACAGACCGUUUAUGGUCCAGAACGCUGACCAGUAUCGCUUCGUCUACCUCUAUCUCUGUGCUCAGAUCGAGGCCUUCUUUGACUCUGCUGCCGUCUCGGAGUUUCUGGCAACCGCACCGCCCGGUGCCUCGCUGCCUGUCGAGCAGGAGGAGACCGACGCGUCGUCAUCACUUGCCGCCGACGAUGAGACCGACUAUGUGUACGAAGAUGACGACCUGGCCAGCGCUGUUGCCUAUGUCACGGGCCCUUUUGCCCACAACGAGUAGCUGCUCUGUGCACAUUCAUUCGGUAAACGUAAUCGUCAUGGA